UCAGCUCGCGCUGCCUCUAAAUCAACUCAAUCAUCUCUCGCGCACGGGAGUGCGGGCUGCCUUUCAGGUGUGUUAGUGGGUGCUCCUAUUCGAGCAGCAGUCACGAUGGUGGCCCUGUCGCUGAAGAUUUGUGUGCGACAGUGCAAUGUGGUCAAGACGAUGCAGUUUGAGCCCUCAACUCCGGUUUACGACGCCUGCAGGAUUAUCAGAGAGCGAGUUCCAGAGGCCCAAAGUGGACAAGCAUCGGAUUACGGGCUCUUCCUGUCCGAUGAUGACCCCAGGAAAGGAAUCUGGUUGGAAUCAGGGCGCACCCUUGAUUACUACAUGCUGCGGAACGGGGACGUCCUGGAGUACAAGAAAAAACAGAGACCUCAGAAGAUCAAAAUGCUGGAUGGAACCAUCAAAACCAUAAUGGUGGAUGACUCCAAAACAGUAGGGGAGCUGUUGGUCACCAUCUGCAGUAGGAUAGGAAUCACUAAUUAUGAGGAGUACUCACUGAUCCAAGAGCAGGUGGAGGAGAAGCGUGAGGAUGGGAUGGGAACGCUGAAGAAAGACAGAACCCUCCUGCGAGAUGAGAGGAAGAUGGAGAAGCUGAAAGCCAAACUUCACACAGAUGAUGAUUUGAACUGGCUGGACCACAGUCGGACAUUUCGGGAGCAGGGCGUAGAGGAUAGCGAGAUAUUACUUCUACGAAGAAAGUUCUUCUAUUCUGACCAGAAUGUAGACUCUCGUGAUCCUGUCCAGCUCAACCUUCUCUACGUACAGGCCAGGGAUGACAUUCUGAACGGAUCCCACCCCGUGUCCUUUGAUAAGGCCUGCGAGUUCACUGGAAUUCAGGCACAGAUCCAAUUCGGUCCCCACGUGGAGCACAAACACAAGCCAGGAUUUUUAGACCUGAAGGAGUUCCUACCAAAAGAAUACAUCAAACAGAGGGGGGCGGAGAAGAGAAUUUUUCAGGAUCACAAAAGCUGCGGUGAGAUGACAGAGAUUGAGGCCAAAGUAAAGUAUGUGAAGCUUGCCAGGUCCCUGCGCACAUACGGAGUGUCCUUUUUCCUGGUGAAGGAGAAGAUGAAAAGCAAGAAUAAGUUGGUCCCGCGUCUGCUGGGCAUUACCAAAGAGUCAGUGAUGAGGGUGGAAGAGAAGACCAAAGAGGUGGUGCAGGAGUGGCCCCUCACCACAGUCAAGAGGUGGGCAGCCUCACCCAAGAGCUUCACAUUGGAUUUCGGUGAGUACCAGGAGAGCUAUUACUCUGUCCAGACCACAGAAGGAGAGCAGAUCUCUCAACUCAUCGCUGGAUACAUUGACAUCAUCCUUAAGAAAAAACAGAGUAAAGAUCGGUUUGGUUUGGACGGUGAUGAGGAAUCCACCAUGCUGGAAGAAUCUGUAUCCCCAAAAAAGUCCACCAUCCUCCAGCAGCAGUUUAAUCGGGUGGGUCGAGUUGAGCACGGGUCGGUGGCGCUGCCUGGCAUCAUGCGCUCGGGGUCAAUUGGGGGCCCCGACACAUUCAACAUGGGCACCAUGCCCUCGGCUCAACAGCAGAUCACCAUGGGACAGAUGCACAGAGGACACAUGCCACCUCUGAGUCUGGCCCAGCAAGCACUGAUGGGAACUAUCAACACCAGUAUGCAGGCUGUCCAGCAGGCACAAGCUGACCUGGGAGAAGUAGACAAUCUUCCACCACUGGGACAAGACAUGGCAUCCAGAGUGUGGGUUCAAAACAAGGUGGAUGAAUCCAAACACGAGAUUCACUCCCAAGUGGACGCCAUCACGGCUGGAACCGCGUCAGUGGUCAACCUCACUGCCGGUGACCCUACGAACACAGAUUACACCGCUGUGGGCUGCGCCAUCACCACCAUCUCCUCCAACCUGACCGAGAUGUCCAAAGGGGUGAAGCUCCUGGCGGCUCUGAUGGAGGACGAGGUGGGCAGCGGGCAGAAUCUAAUGGGGGCAGCCCGGACCCUCACAGGGGCCGUUUCUGACCUGCUCAGAGCCGUGGAACCAGCUUCUGGAGAGCCCAGACAGACGGUGUUGACGGCGGCGGGCAGCAUCGGCCAGGCCAGCGGAGAUCUUUUGAAACAAAUGGGAGAAGGAGAAACUGACGAGAGAUUCCAGGACAUUAUGAUGAACCUGGCUAAAGCCGUAGCUAAUGCCGCCGCCAUGCUGGUGCUGAAAGCCAAGAACGUGGCACAGGUGGCCGAGGACACGGCGCUGCAGAACCGAGUCAUUACCGCCGCCACGCAGUGCGCGCUCUCCACCUCACAGCUGGUGGCCUGUACAAAGGUGGUGAGCCCCACCAUCUCGUCCCCGGUGUGUCAGGAGCAGCUGGUGGAGGCGGGCCGUCUGGUGGAGCGAUCGGUGGAGGGCUGUGUGAAGGCGUGUCACGCCGCCUCAGAGGAGGGUGAAAUGGUACGACAGGCGCGGGUUCUGGCCCAGGCCACCUCGGACUUGGUGAAUGCGAUGCGCUCCGACGCCGAGGCUGAAAUCGAUGUGGAUAAUUCCAAGAAACUGCUCGCGGCUGCCAAGCUGUUGGCCGAUGCCACUGCCAGAAUGGUGGAAGCUGCGAAGGGUGCUGCUGCAUACCCAGAAAAUGAAGACCAGCAGCAGAGGCUGCGAGAGGCUGCUGAAGGGUUACGGGUCGCCACCAACGCAGCCGCUCAGAAUGCCAUCAAAAAGAAACUCAUUCACCGACUGGAGAAUGCAGCUAAGCAGGCCGCAGCCGCAGCUACGCAAACCAUUGCCGCCGCCCAGAAUGCAGCUGCAUCCAAUAAGAACACCAUGUCACAUCAGCAGCUCGUGUUCAGCUGCAAGGCAGUGGCCGACCAUAUCCCACAACUAGUACAGGGAAUGAGGGGCAGUCAGGCCUACCCGGAAGAUCUUGGUGCCCAACUCGCCCUUAUCAUCGCCAGCCAGAGUUUCCUGCAGCCGGGAAGCAAAAUGGUGAUGUCUGCUAAAGCGGCCGUUCCGACGGUAACCGACCAGGCAGCUGCGAUGCAACUUGGUCAGUGUGCCAAGAACCUGGCCACCUGCCUGGCAGAGCUGCGCACAGCUGCACAGAAGGCUCAUGAGGCGUGUGGUCCUCUGGAGAUCGACUCGGCUCUCAGUGCUGUUCAGACUCUCAAGAGUGAACUACAAGAUGCUAAAAUGGCCACACUGGAAGGACAACUCAAACCGCUACCUGGAGAAUCGUUGGAGAAGUGCGCUCAGGAUCUCGGAAGUACAUCUAAAGCUGUGGGCUCCUCCAUGGCCCAGUUAUUGACCUGUGCCGCCCAGGGCAACGAACAUUAUACUGGUGUGGCAGCAAGGGAAACCGCUCAAGCUCUAAGGACGUUGGCCCAGGCCGCGAGGGGAGUGGCAGCGAGUACUGUGGAGCCCCAAGCUGCAGCGGCCAUGCUGGACUCUGCCUGUCACGUGAUGGAGGGCUCGGCCAUGCUAAUCCACGAAGCCCACCAAGCCCUAGUGUGCCCUGGUGAUGCAGAGAGCCAGCAGAGAUUAGCACAGGUGGCGAAGGCUGUCUCUCACUCUCUGAAUAACUGUGUGAACUGCUUACCUGGACAGAAGGAUGUGGACAUGGCUCUCAGGAGCAUUGGCGAAGCCAGUAAAAAAUUGCUUGUGGAAAAUCUUCCUCCAUGCUCCAAAUCCUUCCAAGAGGCCCAGACUGACCUGAACCACACGGCAGCGGAGCUCAAUCAUUCAGCCGGAGAUGUGGUGCAGUCUACACGUGGGAGCAGCAGCCAGCUGGCUGUGGCUUCCGGGAAGUUCAGCCAAGACUUUGACGAGUUUUUAGAUGCUGGCAUCGAGAUGGCCGGACACACUCAGUCCAAAGAUGACCAGAUUCAGGUGGUUGGCAACCUGAAGAACAUCUCUAUGGCAUCCAGCAAGCUGCUGUUGGCCGCCAAGUCCCUCUCCAUUGAUCCAGGGGCGGCAAAUGCCAAGAACCUCCUCGCAGCUGCGGCACGAGCGGUCACAGAGAGCAUUAAUCAACUCAUCACACUGUGUACCCAGCAGGCACCAGGACAAAACGAGUGUGAUAACGCUCUACGAGAACUCGAGGCUGUUCGAGGAAUGUUGGACAAUCCCAAUGAGCCGGUCAGCGAUCUCUCUUAUUUUGACUGCAUUGAGAGCGUUAUGGAGAAUUCCAAGGUUCUCGGGGAGUCCAUGGCUGGAAUCUCACAGCAUUGUAAGACGGGAAACGUGCCAGCGUUCGGGGAUUGUGUGGGUGUGGCGUCCAAAGCGCUGUGUGGGUUGACUGAGGCUGCGGGACAGGCCUCUUAUUUGGUAGGAGUCUCAGACCCCAACAGCCAGUCGGGUCAUCAGGGAUUGGUCGAUCCCAUCCAGUUUGCAAGAGCCAAUCAGGCGAUUCAGAUGGCCUGCCAGAAUCUGGUGGACCCGGCCAGCAGCCCAUCCCAGGUUUUGUCAGCAGCUACCAUUGUUGCAAAGCACACCUCGGCUCUUUGCAACGCCUGUCGUCUGGCGUCUUCCAAAACAGCCAAUCCUGUAGCCCGGAGACAUUUCGUGCAGUCAGCCAAAGAGGUCGCCAAUACCACGGCUAACCUUGUCAAAACUAUAAAGGCCUUGGAUGGGGAUUUCUCCGAUGAGAACCGCGAGAGAUGCCGAGUGGCCACGACCCCGCUGAUAGAAGCUGUGGAUAAUCUCUCCACCUUUGCCUCCAACCCUGAGUUUGCCAGCAUCCCUGCGCAGAUAAGCCAUGAGGGUUCAGCAGCCCAGGAGCCGAUCCUUCGCUCAGCCCGUUCAAUGCUGGACAGCUCCACCCACUUAUUAGAGACCGCCCGCUCGCUCAUCCUUAACCCCAAAGACCCGCCCACCUGGUCCAUCCUGGCAGGCCAUUCCCGCACCGUGUCGGACUCCAUCAAGAGCCUCAUCACGUCCAUCAGGGACAAGGCCCCUGGGCAGCGGGAGUGUGACCAGUCCAUCAACAGCAUCAACAAGAGCAUCAGGGACAUCGAGCAGGUGUCCCUCGCCGCAGUGGGUCAGAGUCUGCCCCGCAGAGAUGACAUCUCUCUGGAGGCUUUACAGGAGCAGCUGACGUCCACCGUGCAGGAGAUCGGCCACCUCAUUGACCCCAUCUCCACUGCAGCGCGAGGGGAAGCGGCUCAGCUUGGACACAAGGUGACUCAGUUAGCGAGCUACUUCGAGCCAGUGAUUGUGGCGUCGGUGGGACUGGCGUCUAAACAUGCCGACCACCAGCAGCAGAUGAACAUACUGGAUCAAACCAAAACGCUGUUUGAAUCUGCUCUACAGAUGCUCUACGCUGCCAAAGAGGGCGGAGGAAACCCUAAGGCGACCCACACCCAUGAUGCCAUAGCUGAAGCUGCCCAGUUGAUGAAGGAGGCAGUUGAUGACAUCAUGGUGACCUUAAACGAAGCGGCCAGUGAGGGCGGGAUGGUGGGCGGCAUGGUGGAGUCCAUCGCUGAGUCCAUUGGAAGGAUGGAUGAAGGAACACCGCCGGAGCCUGACGGCACUUUUGUGGAUUACCAGACCACCAUGGUGAAGUUUUCAAAAGCCAUCGCCAUUACUGCACAAGAAAUGAUGACGAAGUCAGUGACAUGUCCAGAGGAGCUGGGUGGACUGGCGUCUCAGGUGACGGUGGAUUACAGCCAGCUGGCACAACAAGGCCGUCUGGCAGCUGCCACUGCUGAGCCAGAGGAGGUGGGAUCUCAGAUCAAGACUCGGGUGCAGGAGUUGGGUCACGGCUGCAUCUAUCUGGUCCAGAAGGCCGGAGCCCUGCAGAUGAGCCCGACGGACAGUUUCACCAAGAGAGAGCUGAUCGAGUACGCCCGCGCUGUCACAGAGAAGGUGUCCAUGGUGUUAUCAGCCCUGCAGGCUGGUAAUAAAGGAACUCAGGCCUGCAUAACUGCAGCCAGUUCUGUCUCCGGCAUCAUUGCUGAUCUGGACACGACCAUCAUGUUUGCCUCUGCCGGCACACUAAACGCAGAGAACGAAGAGUCUUUCGCAGACCACAGAGAGAACAUAUUGAAAACCGCUAAAGCUUUGGUUGAGGACACCAAGCUGCUUGUGUCUGGUGCUGCAUCGAGCCAGGACAAACUAGCCCAGGCGGCCCAGUCCUCUGCCAAGACCAUCACACAGCUCACUGACGUGGUCAAACUGGGCGCUGCGAGCAUGGGAUCAGAGGACCCUGAGACACAGGUUGUACUGAUAAAUGCAGUCAGAGACGUCGCUAAAGCUUUGGCUGAGCUGAUUAGUGCCACUAAAUGUGCCGCGGGCAAGGCAGCAGACGAUCCGUCUAUGUAUCAGCUGAAAAGUGCCGCCAAGGUGAUGGUGACGAACGUGACCUCCUUGCUGAAAACUGUGAAAGCGGUGGAAGAUGAGGCCACUCGCGGGACGAGGGCUCUUGAAGCCACUAUUGAGUGCAUCAAACAGGAACUCACUGUUUUCCAGUCCAAGGACGUUCCGGAGAAAUCUACCACCCCGGAAGAGUUCAUCCGCAUGACCAAGGGCAUCACCGUUGCGACGGCCAAAGCGGUGGCAGCAGGCAACUCUGCUCAGCAGGAGGACGUGAUAUCCACUGCCAACCUGAGCCGCAAAGCCAUCUCUGACAUGCUGACCACCUGUUUGCUCAUCCUCUCAGGUUCAGAGUGGGUGGACCCAGAAGACCCCACGGUGAUAGCGGAGACAGAGCUCCUGGGUGCUGCUGCGUCCAUCGAGGCCGCAGCCAAGAAACUGGAGCAGCUGAAGCCCAGAACCAAACCAAAGCAAGCCGAUGAGUCUCUGGACUUUGAGGAGCAGAUCCUGGAAGCGGCAAAAUCCAUCGCUGCAGCAACCAGCGUUCUGGUCAAAUCCGCAUCGGCCGCACAAAGAGAGCUUGUAGCACAGGGCAAGGUGGGCUCCAUCCCUGCCAAUGCAGUAGAUGACGGCCAGUGGUCCCAGGGUCUAAUAUCAGCUGCCCGAAUGGUUGCGGCCGCCACUAGUAACCUGUGUGAGGCUGCUAACGCUUCAGUCCAGGGUCACGCCAGCGAGGAGAAGCUCAUUUCCUGUGCCAAACAGGUGGCAGCUUCCACCGCUCAGCUGCUGGUGGCCUGUAAAGUCAAAGCGGACCAGGACUCAGAGGCCAUGAGGAGAUUACAGGCUGCUGGUAACGCAGUGAAGAGAGCGUCUGACAACCUGGUGAAGGCAGCGCAGAAAGCAGCCUUUGAUAAAGCCGAAGACGACAGCGUGGUGGUUAAAACGAAAUUCGUAGGAGGAAUCGCUCAGAUCAUCGCAGCUCAGGAGGAGAUGCUCAGAAAAGAAAGGGAGUUAGAAGAAGCCCGGAAGAAACUCGCCCACAUCCGACAGCAGCAAUACAAGUUCCUGCCCAGCGAACUGCGAGAAGACCAGAGCUGAACACGUCUCGUCUGAUUGGACGCGGAUCAUGAUUGUUACGGAUGAUUGGCUGCUCCUUAUAUGCAGAGCUAGAGAUGUCACACGUCAUUGGUUGGUCAUUGUCAGGUGACUUGUUAAAGUUAAAUGUGAUUGGCUCACAGGGGAUUAGCGCCACUGAUUAGCUGUAUGUUGAGGUAUGAAUGGAUUUCCUUUCUUGUUUUUGUUCUUGUUUUUUUAAGGUGUAAAGCACUUGUUAGAGGUUUGCGUGACUGUGUGUUUUACGUAUCAAUAGUAUGCCACUCAUUGGCGAUAGCUUACCAUAAGGAUCUCGAUAACUAAUCCUACACAAUAUCAGUGCAUCUAGUUUUAUAAUGAAACCAAUGUGAAACUAUUAAUAUCUGAACCUGGCUGCCAGACCAAUUUUACUUAUGAAGUAUGAUGCCAGACCCGUAAGCUUUCAUUAUUCGCACUCGCGUGACGAUAAGCUUCGAACGCCUCUAGAAUGCACUGCUCGAUUCAUACAUAUCCCCCUCUAGAACUGUAUUAUUGUUAGUAAGGUUAUGAAUUCUAGGUAGUUAUAAGGAAAGAAUGUACUGGUGUGCUUUGUCGUGUUAUUUAUUGUUAGCAGAACUUUAAUAGAGUAGCUUCCAGCUUCUCUUUGCGUUUGUAGGUCUAGUUGGGGGCUCGAAUGAGGUUGAUUCAUGCAAAUAGAGUUUCAUUCAGUCCUCUCUUCAUACCUCAGCUGUGGCCCAGAUUGUUACAUUUCCCAUGAUUCCUCUGUGUGUCUAAACUUAGUCAGGUAGACAGCCCAAACACGACGGAUAUGUUCGGAAUAACA
Messenger RNA from Sinocyclocheilus rhinocerous, 8176 nucleotides. RefSeq names its product talin-2-like. The transcript is spliced from 55 exons. Gene Ontology annotation, cellular component: cytoskeleton; plasma membrane; ruffle. Bases 106 to 7359 code for a protein of 2417 amino acids. The record is from RefSeq and is a predicted model, not a curated record. Gene Ontology annotation, molecular function: actin filament binding; integrin binding; structural constituent of cytoskeleton. Gene Ontology annotation, biological process: actin cytoskeleton organization; cell-cell adhesion. NCBI's taxonomy places the organism in Eukaryota, Metazoa, Chordata, Actinopteri, Cypriniformes, Cyprinidae.